AUGUUUCAUUGGCACGCAAUGAUGAUCGCGCUAGAAUUGCACUCGGCCACUUGUACCAGUCCAAUAAUUUUAUCAUACAUCAGAAUCAUUUCUAAGAUUAUGGCUUUCAACGUUGAACUCCUCGUAUUUCAUCCCCGUUUUGCGUACCAAACCAUCUGGGGGAACGACCAGAACCGAAGCUUCGAUUAUCCCGCGGUCUGGCACUUGCCGUCUCACAGGUUUGAGGUUCAUAAGACAAAGGGUUUUAAACAAGCCUGCGACAUUGAAGAUUCUUCCGAGGCCGAAGGUAGUGGGCAGCGUGUUUCCCGAAAAGAGGUGUUUGGUCCACAGGAUGAUGGCGAUGUGGAUGUAAAAGUAUCUGAAAAUUAUUCGACUGCACGACUGCACGUUCGCCUCUCAAUCCGAAGCCAUCGCCACAGCCUUUGCGGUUCACGUGCCUUCCGUUGCGCUUCUGGUGCUUCCUGCGUCAUCCCCAUUACAGCGCGCAGUCCACGAACUACGAGAUUGGGUGUAAAUGCCUAUGGGUUGGAUCUUCGUUCUGGAAUAGCAGGACGGUCCCACUUGCUUAGAGGCGGAGAAGCGGCCAGGGAGACGAAGGAUGCCAACCUCCAGGAUAACUCUGAACCGGAAUUCGUCUACAACAAGCUCGAUAAAAUGGAGUAG
Messenger RNA from Laccaria bicolor S238N-H82, 663 nucleotides. RefSeq lists its product as uncharacterized. The record is from RefSeq and is a predicted model, not a curated record. Bases 1 to 663 code for a protein of 220 amino acids. The transcript is spliced from 6 exons. NCBI's taxonomy places the organism in Eukaryota, Fungi, Basidiomycota, Agaricomycetes, Agaricales, Hydnangiaceae.